This is a messenger RNA of Mytilus trossulus (common blue mussel), 1759 nucleotides long. RefSeq lists its product as uncharacterized. The coding region runs from base 61 to 1200 and encodes 379 amino acids. The record is from RefSeq and is a predicted model, not a curated record. The transcript is spliced from 5 exons. Lineage: Eukaryota; Metazoa; Mollusca; Bivalvia; Mytilida; Mytilidae.
GUGAAAUAGAAAUAAUAAAUAUGUAAACCAGAAAAAACAUUUAAUGACACGCACUCAAUUAUGAUGACUUAUAACUCGACUGCCUUAGAUGACUUAGACUUCUGCAACUCUACAAUAUGUGGACUAGAGGCUUUUAUCAUUGGUGUCAUUGGUAUUGUUUGUUUUAUCCUAUCGUUUGUUAUGUGUUGUGUUGCACAUUAUAAAAGAUAUAGACGUAAUGCAUCGUUUGUUGUCAGAGAGGAGAAGUACGUCAACACUAUUGAAAAUGGAAAGGAAAAUUCUUCCUUGAAUUACGGAUAUGAUGUUACUUAUACUUAUAAGGAGCCACAGUAUGAAGAAAUAGGGCGCUAUGAUAAGGACCCAACUCAGAGAGAAAAGGGACUUCAAUCAUCCCCCUACGCUAAUGCUGAAUCAUGUCAUAUAAGUAUUCAUAGCGGUGGUCAGACAAAACAGCAAACAGUUUCGAAGAAAUCUUUAGAAUAUGAUUACGUUGACGUUAAUGACAUUGAGGGAAAAUUACAAAGACAAAUAGUUCGGAAUUCCAAUGAACGUUGUUAUAUCAACAAACAAUUUGCUGAUGAUAACGGAACAAACGACACAUCUAAAGGGAUGUCAAAUAAGAGGUAUGCCAAUUCGAAUGUGUCAUGCGACAAAUCAACUUCUAACAUAUAUGAAGAUGAUAGACAAAAUGGGAAAGGAAAUAAAGCACGUGACCAAUUCAUCACUGAAAUGAACAAAAAACUUGCCCAGAAGAAAAAUCCACGUAACGGUGUCCAAACAAAAAACAACAGGAAUGACAAUGGUUGUAAUUAUUCGGAAACUGACGCAGAAUAUGAAGACGCUUCAAGCGCGAUACGGAACAUGUCGUCUCCAAAUAAUAAUCCCGUCCCUAAACCGAAAACUUAUAAUAGUAGGGAUAAUAGAUGUCAUCCUGGAAAAUUUCAUCAAGCAACUCUCCAAAACGUACAAUCAGUCAGCAUGUUUUCCCUCUCUACAUGCCAUCAUCCGGAUUCCAAUGAUAAACGAGCGAGUGCUGCGUAUGAUAGCGAUUCUACUGAAUCAUUAAAUGGCCAACAAUCUUCCGAUUCCUCACUUUCAGACGAUCCAUUUAUGAAAAUGAAACAAAUUAUUCACCAAGAUUCGGGAAGUAUAACCGUCACUUACAACAAAAUCAGAAAUGUCAUUGUAAAUAAGACUUGAAUUUCAUCAUGACCGUGCUCUUCAAUGUCUAUCUCUAUGUUCUGCCUCUACAUUUAUGAAUUGUAGUUAAAAUUCUGUAUUAAACUAUACAAUGUACUUUAUUAUCAUUAUACGCUUCGAUUGAUAUAUACCAACAGUUUACGAAAAUUUCAUCAAUCCUUCGAUUGAAUGUCAAACUUUUAAUAUCCAAUUAAUUGUAAUCACCUCAAAAAGAUCCCAAAUUAACUUUCACGUUAACAUAAACUUGCAUAUUACUAUUUGCUCAACAUAUAGGAAGGUCAACAGAAGACUUGGAACAGGAAUCUAUUUCAAUGUAAAAUUCAUUUUCUACAUGAAAUGCACUUUUCGACAAUAAAUGGUCCUUCAGUGAUGUUCAACCCAAUAGGAUAAUGAGGUAUGAUCGCCAAUGAAACAACUGGUCAACAGGGUCCAACUCGGUGGGGAGAUCUAAGCAACUUAGAGUCGCAUAACGGUCCUCAACAAUUUGAGUAAAACUCUUACCUCGUAGUCUGCAAUUAAAUUCCCCGACAUGAUUAAUUGUGACUGAAUUCAAAUGAAA